Molecule: messenger RNA, 6268 nt
Organism: Anolis carolinensis (green anole)
Lineage: Eukaryota; Metazoa; Chordata; Lepidosauria; Squamata; Anolidae
Gene: nt5dc3
Product: 5'-nucleotidase domain containing 3
Exons: 15
Coding region: 454-1935 (493 amino acids)
Molecular function (GO): 5'-nucleotidase activity
Source: RefSeq, a predicted model, not a curated record
GUCAGGAUGUCUCGAAGUAGCCCUACCUACCAGGGGGAGGGGCUUAGAUUGGGCCCCGCCCCCUCUUCUUGCCUCUUUGAUUCUCUUCAGAAGGCGAGAAGGGGGCGUGGCUUGAGGAAGUGACUUCAGCCACCGCCGGCUGCAGUCGCGGAGAAGCGGGAGAGGAGCGCCUUCAGGACCUUCUUGGCGCCAUGGCUUCCACUGCCACUGCCAGGGUCUUCUCUCUGGGGGCGGCCAUGGGUCGCGCCGCUGCAGCUUCUUGCGCCGCCUCCUCCUCGUCGUCAAGCAGCUUAAAGGCAAAUCCCUUCUGCACGCUGGCUCCUCAGCAGCCCUCCGCCCCGUUGGAUAUGAAGAGCUACCUGUGGAAGCGCUACAACGAGGCCAAGAAGGUGACCAAAGCUGUUGAUCCCACCUUUCAGGUCUUCAGAGGUAGAUUGGGAUAUAUGGCUCGGUAUGAAUCCAAGCAUGGGCCCCCAGUUCUCACCUGAUUUAGUCCCUUCAAUCAUGAGUAACUUACUGAAUCCAGAUGCAAUUUUUUCCAACAAUGAAAUGAGUCUUUCUGAUGUAGAAAUCUACGGCUUUGAUUAUGACUACACAUUGGUCUUCUAUUCCAAACAUUUGCAUACAUUGAUCUUUAAUGCAGCACGAGAUCUUUUGGUUAAUGAACAUCGGUAUCCUGCAGAAAUUCGUAAAUACGACUACGAUCCAAAUUUUGCAAUAAGAGGGCUUCAUUACGAUGUACAUCGGGCAUUGUUGAUGAAGAUUGAUGCCUUUCAUUAUAUUCAGUUGGGAACAGUGUACAGAGGAUUGAAUGUGGUCCCAGAUGACGAGGUCAUUGCCAUGUAUGAUGGGUCCCAUGUCCCCUUGGAACAAAUGAGUGAUUUCUAUGGAAAGAGUUCACAAGGUAACACAAUGAAGCAGUUCAUGGAUAUCUUCUCCUUGCCUGAGAUGACACUCCUUUCUUGCGUGAAUGAAUACUUCCUGAAAAACAACAUAGACUAUGAACCAGUUCACCUCUACAAAGAUGUGAAGGAUUCGAUCAGAGAUGUCCACAUCAAAGGAAUAAUGUACAGUGCAAUUGAAGCAGAUAUUGAGAAAUACAUUUGUUAUGCGGAGCAAACACGUGCUGUACUAGCAAAGUUGGCAGAGCAUGGCAAGAAGAUGUUCCUCAUCACUAACAGUCCUAGCAGCUUUGUAGACAGAGGCAUGAGGUUUAUUGUUGGGAAGGACUGGAGGGAUCUCUUUGAUGUUGUCAUUGUCCAGGCUGACAAACCAAAUUUCUUUAAUGAUAAGAGAAGACCCUUCCGUAAGGUAAAUGAAAGAGGUGUUUUGCUUUGGGACAAAAUCCAUGAAUUGCAGAAAGGCCAAAUUUACAAGCAGGGCAAUUUAUAUGAGUUCCUGAAACUGACUGGCUGGAGGGGCUCCAAAGUCUUAUAUUUUGGUGAUCAUAUUUACAGUGAUCUUGCAGAUUUGACCUUAAAGCAUGGUUGGCGAACAGGUGCAAUUAUUCCAGAGUUACGGACAGAGAUUAAGAUCAUGAACACAGAGCGAUAUAUUCAGACCAUGACCUGGCUGCAAACUCUCACUGGAUUACUGGAACACAUGCAGGUUCACAAGGAUCCGGACUCUCAGCUGAUUUUACAGGAGUGGAAGAAGGAAAGGAAGGAAAUGAGGGAGCUGACCAGAAAUUUCUUCAACUCUCAGUUUGGAAGCUUAUUCAGGACUGACCAGAACCCGACCUAUUUCUUAAGACGCUUGUCACGCUUCGCUGACGUUUACAUGGCAUCACUGAGCUGCCUUUUGAACUAUGACCAUGACUACACUUUUUAUCCAAGGAGGACUCCUUUGCAGCAUGAACUUCCGACUUGGUCAGACCAGCUAUGCACUGGUACAUUCAGAAUACCUUUUCUGCAAGAGAUGAUUCAGAUUAAAUAAUUUUUCUUCUUUCUCCUGUUUCACUUCACUUUCUGCAAUGUCAAACCUUACUAUCCCCUUUCCCCAGUGGCUCAAUAGGGUGAAGUAUAUUUAUCGUUAACAUCAAUGUAUCUUUAAAAGCAAUGUUCUCUUUAGUAAUAGCAAUUCUUACUCCUACACCCAUGUACUCUACAUCCAUAUAUAGAGCCAAUAUUUGUUUAACUCUGAGAUUGGAGUUAUUCAGCCCUCCAGAUAUUUUUGGACUGCAAUUCCCAGCAGCCCCAGCUAGAAUACCGCAUGGUGGGAGAGGGUGAAGAAUCAUAGAAUCAUAGAAUCGUAGAGUUGGAAGAGACCUCGCAGGCCAUCCAGUCCAACCCCCUGCAAGAAGCAGGAAAAAAAGCUGGGAGUUAUCUGGAAGACCAUGAUUUCAACCCUGGUUUAGCUUGUCUGUCAUCUUGAAUUUACUGAGAAUUGAUGGGAUUGCACUGAGAGAAAAUGGAUCUCAUCUCGUACCUGACUAAUUGAUGGACAGAAAUCAAAUUUUAAUAUUUUGAUAUAUGGUUUACAAAGCCUGAUAUAUUUGUUUUGUAUCCGCUAAUUGGAAGAAUAUUGCUUCAGAUUUGAUGCCUAUCUUGAAUUCUGAUUCAGUUAGCUAAGUGAGUUGUUUUGAAGGCGUAGGGGGAAUUUUUCAUGUUUGUUCAUGUUUUGGGUGGCAGAAGAAAUAGGUAUACUGUAUGUAACAUUUGUGAAAUCUAAAAUUAUUUUAAAUUUUUAAAAAUGUUGAAAGAGUUUUCCCAAGAAGUAUAUCAAAAUGGACAUUUGUAAUAUGUCCUGUUAACAUUGAUUGAAUGAGUCUAGAUGUAGUUGGAUUAUAUACCUCCUGAACUGGGGUCCAAACGCACAAAUUAACAUGUCUGAUGCAGUUAUAAAAUGAAACUCACAUUUUUUCAUUUGAUUAUACUUAUAGUUGUUUGAAUGCAAUGUGAGCAAGGGAGCUACCAUCUGCUGUACUCUGAUAAACACAAGCACAGUAGUUUUGCAAAAAACUACCUUUGCAAAAAGGAAGAAAAAUAUCAAACACAUAGGCAUAGUAAUAUACAAAAAGGAAAGAUAUAUAAUUAUACUACAGAAUGCCAAAAAUGAAGUAAGUUUUCCAGUGUGCACUCAAAUGUAGUAUCUGUCCUAUUUGUAGUAUUACACAUACUAUGGCAAUAUCGAAAGAUAUUGUAUAAAGACAUAGCACCGUGCACUUUACUUGUAUGUCACAAUUGCACAUUGCCAUUCAGGGCUGUAAUGCAUCAUGGAGUUAAGUCUGUGGUGUACAGGAAUUGUUACUAAUACUCUGCUAUAUCCUUGGCGCAGGCCCUGUUUAAUUCAAUGCAUUUUGCUUCUGGGUCAAUAUGUAAAGGAUUGCAUUGUAAAUGUUCUAGAAGUGCCUUCAUAUGAAAUAUUUGUUUGGAAAAGCAGCAGUCAAACAUGCAAAGCAAGUGUUAGGAAACAUGGUGCUUAUCAUUGUGAAGCAGAGCAUACUUUCUAUUUCUAAAGGUUUUCCCUGAACUGUCCCAUCUCUGAAUCCCAACCCACAAAUGGAUAUAGUUCAUUUGCUCUUAAGUAGUAUAGUUAGAAGCUGGUUUAUAGCUCAACCCUAUACAUAUUUAUUUAGAAAUAAGCCCUACUGUGAUCAGUAGUUAGGAACACAACUUGAUUUCCACUACUUUUAAAAUUUAUGGUCAUUGUAUUCACUCCUUGAAUGACUAUCACAUAUUAGACUUUUGCCUAAAUUGAAUAGAAUGAAAUUUGUUGAUCCCCUUAAUAAUACGUUAUGGAUUAGCUUAGUAAUGUGCUCCUAUAUAAAAACAGCUCUUAUUAAAGCAGGUAGGUAUACACAUUUUGUAUACUGAAAUUAGAAUGUCGUUGCUUUAAAUAUGCCCUAUGGAUAGAAAGCAUCUUUCACUCACAGAAAGAUUCCAGGUGAGAUUUUCCAUCCUAUGGGUUUGCAGAGGCUUUUUCUUCAGAUCAUUUUAGUUGCCCAUUAGUGCUUUGUAAGCUAUAUUGUGCAUUUUUCUUAUCCGCAGUUGUAUUUUUCUUGUUUUUAAACAAUUCAUUCUCUUAAUUAAAAAUAUAUGGUCACAAAGAGGCCUAUGAAAAUGCAUAAGGAGGGCAUGAGUACUAGUAAUUUUAAAACCUGUUCUCUAACAAGAGGUAAGAUUGGGACUAACUAGCCAUUCUCCUCAAAUGUGUUUAAUUAUAUCAUUAAAAUAUGAUCUUGGAUCCAUGUCUAAAAAGCUGUCACUAGCCAAAAUUCUACUGUUAAUCCUUGAGCUUUCAGGGGACGAGUUUCUUGGAAGAGUAUUCCAACUGAUACCUUUGUUUCUUUUGAAAUUAGCGAUCUUCAGAUAGCAAGGAAAUGAUAAGUAACUGUAUUUUAAAGGUGGGAAGUUAAUAAGCCAAUUUAAAUGGCAUUGUAGAAUAAUUUAGAGAUAAUUUUGGAAUGACCCAAAUCCCAAUACUCGUCUUGUAAUCUAUAAUGUCAGUUCCCUCUAAGAGGGAAGGGCUUUUAUAAUGAUGCAUAUGAAAUAUAAGUUGUAUAAGUUUCUAAAAUACUUAAAAUUAAAAGACCAACUAAAGUCACAGUCCUAAAACUACAGAACCCAAGUAGUUAAUAACUAUCUGUUGGAGGCCUCUCAUUGAUCUAGAAGUCUGAACUGUCUUGAUAGCACAUAACAACAACAGACCAUAACAUAUUACAGAUUGGGUAUACCAAUUCAACUACUCUAUUUUAGUAGUCCUUAAAAUAUUUUUAAUUUUCCAUGUACUUUGGUAAACCUUUUUAUAAGAAAAAUACCAAGAACUGUUCUCAUUUCAUUUUUAGGAAAUAAUUUGGUUCCUCAAAUGCUGGUCAGGUAAAUGUGUGUUUCAAGUUUGUCAGCAUUUCUGUGUAUGUGAGAAUGCAGUUAUAUUGAUAGAUUUCUGAAUUUUGUAUUGCAUAAUUUAAAAACAGCCUGCUGGCAUGGCUUUAUUUUGUCCAAUAUUUCAUCCCCUUGGAAAAGACUUCUGAGGAGGGCUGAGAUAAAGUUUCACUUGGAGGCUUCAAUCCUCUUGAGAAAAAUCUUUAAUUCGCCACUGAUUUAACUACUAUUUUGACAUCGGUGUUCUGUUUUGAAUAUCCUUGAACUGUUGGGGAGCAUAUAGUAAAUGUAAUGUUGGAAAUAGAGAAAGCGAAUUGGAAGAAACUAGGUGCUUACGUCAUGAAGGGCAGAUAAAGCUUGUUUAACGUGAGGGUAAUGCUUCCAAUGCUGGUCACAUGGGAAAGCUGAAUUCAAAUAUGAAAUGCUUUAGGCAGCCUUUUCAUUUAGACCACAUUGCACAGCAUGGUAUUGGAAUGUACCUCCCUAUUUGACUCAGCCCUUCUUUUGAAUUCUCCAAAAUGCUAGACCUGGAGCACAAUGGUAUUUUUGUAUGCGGAAGGCUUUGAUAGUGUCUUUCAGUGUUGCUGGACUGUUAAAUAUUGUUUGCUUAUAAAUAUCAUACUUGAAAUGCACUGCAUGACUUCUACAGACUACCAUACUGCUCUUGUUAGAAAAAUACCCUCUUCUGACUCACUGGCAAAUUGUGUCAAAAUAAGUUAAUAUCUAUUUUGUUGCUUUAAAAACCAAGGAUGAGGAGAAACCAAGCAGGAGCUGACAUUAUUGAAAUGAAUCAAUCACUCCUCAUGGCUCCUUUCAAAACUGUAUUUGCCUAAGACAUGAGUGUAAUACUAAACAUGCUACAAAAUGUUUGAAACAAAUUCAUAUAUAUAUAUAUACUGUACUAAAAAGUAUUGUGAAUAUUGUUAAGUUUUCAGUGUGUUCCAGAUCAAGACAUUGACAGUGUUGAGACUGUUUUUACAGAAAAGCUCUUCUGUUGCAGAAUAAAAACUUGAUAUCUUUGUCUAAAAUGCAUUGGUUAUCUGUUGGUGAUUGCUGCUACAUAUAUCAGCAUAGUAUAUUGUAAAAAGAAUUUGCAUGAAAAGUGACCAGCUGUGAGCUGACCUUCAUGUGAACAUUAAAACUACAGUAUUCCUAUUGUUGGUGUUACUGCUGUAAUUUACCUUUAUAUAACAUACUAGCCCUUUUGAGCAUUGAAAUCUGCUACCUGUAACCUCCUUGAUAUUGUGCCGUGUGGAUUUUUGUCAGUGUACUUGAUCCAAUACCAGGCACGAAGCAGCUGGGUCUUUAAUUUGUUGAGAAACAAACAGGAAUGAGAAUCUGAUGCAAAUGAAGGAGCAUCAAACCACCUUUUUUGUACCGGGGAAAACAUAUUUUAAUGUUACAGCAUUGUUAAUUUGUACACCAAUAAAUGUUUUGUCACAUUC